UCGUGUGGAUCGAAUGCGGCAACUUCGUACUUCCCGCAUCGCCAGUGAAUGUCGAAUUCGACGAUCGGCGGAUAAUUUCGCGCUCAACGUUAUGGCUAUCCGAAGAUCAGGGACAUCCCCGUUCGAAGACAUGUGCGCGGGCGUGCGCGUGUGUUAUUUGUAAUGAGCACCGCGAUGUGAUCAGUAUCGCGACAACCGAGCGUCCUUCGCUCUUGAUCGCAUUAGUGACCGUAAAUCGCGUUUCUCUAAAUCGCGAGCGAGAAUAAUAAGCAACAUGGACUGUAGAUAUCAUUAAGAUUGAGUUGAGCAACCAGAAAAGCCACGCUCAUAGUGUCUUCGUAUUAUACUUUGGAAGGAAAGCUGAAUUUAUGACGGGUUCAAAAGUAAUCAGAAGGAAGCAUAAGAUUUCUCAGAGAUAAUACGAGCUAAAUUAAAGAAGAGACGAGAUAAGAAUUGCUCUCAAGUUCUCUAAAGCUCUACGUUGCUCUUUUGGUUGCUCUGAAAAAAAAAUUGAGUAAAAUUCUGACGAGUACGUCGAAGUGCAGCAUCGAGGGAGAUUUCGAGGCCAUGCAGGGCGGGGUGGCGAAUCGAAGAGGAUCCUUUGCGUCGAGGAGGUGAUUCGCUAACGAUGUCACUCUGAAGAUCAUUUGGAAACCGAGAAGAUGUGCUGCUCAGGUGGCCCAGGUGGUAUCAGACUGACCGGAUGCGGCGUGAUAUGCGGUCUCGCCGCGCUGGCGGCCCUCGGCGUCGCUCUUUCGGGUCCAACCUGGCUACACACCGAGGAAAAGCUUGCCGUGCCAGACGUGUCGAAGAAUUCUGCAGUCAGCGUGAAGUUCAAGCUGGGACUUUUCAGAGUUUGCUCGACAAUCGUGAAUCCCUCCAAUCUGACGUUGCCCUUUCCGUUACCGCCGCCUUGUAGUUACGUGAGGUACAGCAGCCUGGAAGACGUGAAACCGAAGGAGUUGGGCUUCCCUCAAUUAGAAUUCACGCCCACGGUCGUCUCAAAAAUACGGAUCUCCGCACCGUUCCAAGUGGUCGCCGCGAUCCUGAUCCUUGCCGCGACGGUGUCGGCUAUGAUCGGCCAUUGUUAUUCCGAUCAUAGGACCCUCGUAGCCUGCGGACUUUUCCUUCUAAGCGGACUUUCCUUAGGCGGCGGGUUGAUAGUUCUGGCAUCAGCAUUGUCGGACGCAUCACUGGAGUUACCGGGGAAAUACAGUUUGCCGUCAACUGCCGGCAUGCAAAUGGACGAUAACGGUCUACCUCAGUACCACUACGGCUGGUGCCUACAACUCUCGGGAUUAGCACUGAUGCUCGCGGAAGUGGCGGCCGUUUUAACAAUGUCCGGUUACAUGGCACGGUUCUCCACGGUCGAAGAGAUGGUGAGAGUCAUGGUCCCGGGUGCCGAAAGAAAGCUGAGGGAACAGAGAGGAUUUAGCUCAGAGUAUCUUGUGAGGGCACAUCAGAAAUCACCGGGACCGCCACAGGCCCGACCCUUCGGCCAGCCAACCAAAACGCCUCAAAAAAUAGCCGAAGAAGGAACUUCAUUGCUCUGCAAAUCGGCGCCUGAUAUUUGCGCGUCGAAUCCACAGGCCAUCAGUUAUGUCGAUAAGGCAGACCUAUCGCACGUCCUGCCAGUCUACCCGGACGGCAAGAACAUCGACCCACGGUACAACAAUUUCGAUAAGUCGGAAGGCAACGUCAUAGAUUCUCGACUAAGCGGCUUCACCGAUAAAGAAGGCUUCAUUGAUUCUCGAAUUCUGUCCGAUUCCAGACAAAAUAUGAUCGCUUUUACGGAUAACAAGGAACCUGAUCAGGAACAGCGGUACACCGAAUUCUCCACGAGAAACACCGACCAGAAUAUCGUAGAUUCCAGAUUGAGCGGCUUCGUCGAUAAAGAGGGUCUUCUCGAUUCUAGAUUAAGUGGCUACGUCGAUAAGAAUGAAUCCUUACUGGAUACCCCGUUCGGUUUCGACACUAGAUUCAACAGUCUGGCUGGACAGACUGUCCCAAUCACGCUAAAGAAUCAAAAUGCCUCGGUAUCGGCUAUUCAAUCACAGUAUAUAUAUCAAAACUUUGGAACAAUACACUCGGGCAUUCUUAAAGUAUCAGAACCUGGUACCAGCUCCAGUUCCAAUUCCAGUCAACGUAGCAUGACCUUGCAAAAUCCAAAACGGAAGUCGCAAAUCGCUCAGAACACCUUUAGCACAAUGGAAUGCGAAAAGAGGAAGCGAGCAUCCGGGCUAACUGGCAAGGCGAGCUUUUACACUGGAAGUGCUGUAUGACCACCACCCCCACCUCCGACACCAAGGUAACUCCCAGAAGAGGACACCCCAUUGUAGCCGGAACUCGAUGCGACUUUCGAGUUGGGUCGGAGGAUAUUCAUCACUGAUCGCGCCUAAAGGGAGAGAAAAGAAUGAAUUUUUUACCAGCUAAAGAUAACUCUGCCGUAUUUACUAAAAAUGCGUUUGUCGAUAAACGGUAUACGUAAAAGAAAAUGCGUUUUUGUCAACCAUCGGCAUUGCAGGUUCCUACGAUGGAUUUAAACAAGCUGCCAAAAGGAUGCCAAUAUUAUAAUUAUGCGCGCGGUAGUAAUACGUUAACUUAAGAGGAUGCUGGGGUGAUCAAAUUGUCGAUACAUUGCAGAUCGGUAAAAAUCUCCGAAUUUAUUGAACGGAAUCAAAAAUUCUUUUGCAGGAUUAAAAUAGACGCAAAAUUGGGGGGUGGUGCAAUGGACUUUAUAUUAAUAUCGAAAAAGAUUAAAAACUUACUUAUUUUCCAACUCGUAGAACUGUCACUUGUUCUCUAAUACAAAAGUUAUACAGCUCGUAUGGA
Messenger RNA from Trachymyrmex cornetzi, 2832 nucleotides. RefSeq lists its product as uncharacterized. The record is from RefSeq and is a predicted model, not a curated record. Gene Ontology annotation, cellular component: postsynaptic density membrane; AMPA glutamate receptor complex. Gene Ontology annotation, biological process: neurotransmitter receptor transport, postsynaptic endosome to lysosome; neurotransmitter receptor internalization; postsynaptic neurotransmitter receptor diffusion trapping. Bases 663 to 2282 code for a protein of 539 amino acids. The transcript has 7 exons. Lineage: Eukaryota; Metazoa; Arthropoda; Insecta; Hymenoptera; Formicidae. Gene Ontology annotation, molecular function: voltage-gated calcium channel activity; channel regulator activity.